GUGAUACCGCUUUGCAGCUGGGAAGAGACAGUCUUCAGCAUGCGCGGAAGGAGCCCUCUCUGCAAAGGCAGGGCAGUUGGUUUUUAUGCCUCACAGGGUCUCCAUGACACAAUACCUAUUCAGCAGGUGUGGGGGAAGCUAUACAUAUUCAUGAGGGGGGCUGAGCGCAUGCACAGUGGGUAAACACACAUGUAACAGACAUCCCAUGUUCAAUUUUGGGCAGGGCUUUCGCAUUAAAAUGAGGUGGAAUUCAGCCUUUACCAUCAGAGGGUGGACGACAGGACAUGAAGACAGUUUGCACACAGUCUCCACGGCUGGCUGACACUGGCUUGAGGUCUGCCCUUGCUCAUCGGGGAAGAGUGUCCGCAAGGGGGGUCCUCUGUCCAGCCAGAGCUGUAGCAGUCUGGGUUGCGAAUCGGAGUUAGGAGGGGUCUGACAGGUUUCCUGGUGGCUCCUCGUGUCAGGGAGUUUAGCAAGAGUGUGGUUUUCCCUGUAGCUGUAGGAGUUCGGGAAGUCGCCACGCCAGGCAAGCCCUAACCCUCAGCCGGUGGGGACUUUCGGUUUCUCAACCUUAGGGCCUGUCUUAGUUGACGGAGGGCAUGUGUUGUGGAUCACAACCUAAGUAAACACUCUGCUUAUCUUCAUUUUACCUCAGUUUCUCCCUUUAUGUCGACAGGGGCCUGCAGGGAAGCCCAGAUAAGUUAAUAAAUCGAGAUACUUUUGGACAGCAGUAACAGUGAAAGUGAUAAAAUGAGAUGUCGUGGCAAAGAUUGACCAGGGGUAAGGUCGCCGGACAAAAUGCAGGACACUCGGUGAAACAGAAGUUUCAGAUAAAGAAUCAUUUUUAGUGUCAGCGUGUCCCACGGGACAUUUGCAAUGUUUGAGUCAUACUUGUGCUAAAAAAUUAUUUGUUGUUUACCUGGGAUUCAAAUGUAACUGAAUGUCCUGAUUUUUACUUUCUGAAUGUGGCAGCCUUGAACAGAAGGCCACUUAGAUGGGUCAUGAGGGAUCCCUCUCUGAGGAGGUGACAUCUGGGCUGACACUUGAAUGUGCAGCCCAGGGCGCAGAGGGGGCCACGGAGUGUUUGAUGUGUUUGGGGAACGGGGAGAAGGCUGGCGCGGCCGGAACGCCAGGAGCGCGGGCGGAUGUGCGGGGGUGCGGGCGGAGGGCUGGGCAGGGCCGGAUCGCAGAUUGCAGAGCCUUGCAGGCCGCAGGACAGGAUUCGGACAUUUCAUUCCAGGGGCAAAGGGAGGCCACCGUUUUAAAGCUGGCGAGUGAUCCAGUCCGAUUUAUGUUUUGAAAAGAUUAGCGCAGCUUCUUCAUGAGAAUUGUGACGGGGACGGCAGUGAGAGAGGAGGCGCGGAGGCCAGGCGGGAGACUGUGGCCACGGCCAUGACGCGGCUGAGGUUAGGGGCUGUGGCAGGCGGGACCUCAGGAAGCAGCCACAGAGGGUGCGUAGGGGGCGCAAAGCGUUUACUGCGGCCUCUGUAAGGUAAGGGGAGGGUGGGGGACCGGCAGGGGGAGGCUCCAGCUGACGCUGGUCCGACGCCUGCGAAGGAGGAGUGGGAAGGAAGCCGGCGGGCCGGGAAGCCUCAGCCUGCAGUGCAGAUCCGAUGGCGUUUGGAGAACCCAACCGACGGGAGUUCCGGGGCAGAGACUGCCCACUAGAGGAAUCUUCCAUUGGAAGGAAGUGUCGAGGCCCAGUGUCCCCUCUGUGGCUGACCAGCAGCCGCCAGGGAAGAGUGUGGUCCUGGCCUGGAGGUUGCAGCAGGUGGCCAGAGGCCGUCCGCUACCCGGCCCCUCGGCUGCAGGCAGGUUUCCUGUUGAAGGGAGACCUGGCAGCGCAAGCCCAGGCUGAUGCCCACGUGGCUGUGAAGGGCCAGGUGGGCAGCUUUGACGAGUGUGUGCCAGAUGGAGUUGACAGGAAAUAGGAGGAGGCGGGCAGGGCUGGCUCCGGAAGUUUGGCCUGAGCAACUGGGUGUGGCCACUUACCGGCUCCAUGAGUGGCUGGGGGCGAGGUGAGGGGCUGGGCGGGGAGUCCCUUUCCAGACUAGAGUUGAGUGGCCCCCAGGCGCCAGGUGCCAGGCGGAGACCUCGCAUCAGCGGGAUGUGUGACUCUCAAGCUUGGGGGAGGCUCAGUGCUGGAGAUAUAAUUUGGGACUUGCUCAUUUAUAGUCAGUACCGAAACCACGAGCCGGGGGUGGCCCCAUGGAAAGAGUAUACACAGAGAGAGAAGGGCUGAGACCGGGGCCAGGGGUCAGGGGUCAGAGGCCGAGGGCUUCCCAGGGGAGGAGCGGCCAGUGCAGUGGGAGGAGCGUCAGGAGUCAGGUGCCAGGAAGCUGGGGUGGGGGUGGGGGUGGGCGCCAGGGUAAACCGUGUCCCGUGGUUGGGAAAGGUGAGGACAUAGAAGCGGGAGAUGGAUGUGGCCUUGAGGUCAUCGGGGACAUUUUUAAGAACAACUUUGAUGGAACUGGAAUGGGGGGUGAGGGUGUGGAGACUGCCACUGGGACAGUUCAAGUUUGUUCUUAAAGAAGUGGCUGUGGCGGGAGCCCACGUAGGCCGCGGGCAGAGGGGUCAGCGUGUCCCCGACCGGGACAUCCAGUUACAGGACGCUGACAUCUCACCGUGCCGCUUCUCCGCGAGCCUCCCUGCCCCUUCUGUGCGACACUGCACCCCGCCGGCCCCCAUACCAUCCUCCUGCCGUGUCCUCCACGACAUUCACCACCUUCGAACAUACCCCACGUGCGCUUGUCUGGUGAGGUCGUCGUCUGACACUCUUCCCCAGAAAUUAAGCUCCAGAGGCCGGGGCUGCUGCCUGGUGGGAGUGGCUGCCGUCCUGGGGCUCAGCUACACAGACCCUGGGGGCUGGGGGGGAACAGUGAGCCUGGUGGAGGGGCCCAGACGGUGCUGCAGGCUGGAGAGGACAGGGAACCCCUGCUGGUCACCAGCUGAGUGGGCUGGGGGAGGUGUGAGGGCUGCGAGAGUGGUCGCGAGCACGGGAACGAGAACCUUCCAGAAGGUGCAGCAGGAUUGCCCGGUGCUUUGUGGUGACGAAUGCGGAGGUCUGGCGCCGCUCGGCCUGCCCUGUGACUCUCCUCAUCCGGUGCAGGCGUGGGACAGGCAGACAGUCCAGCCAGAACCGCGGUGUCUGUGGCAUGGCCUUUCCUCGGUCAGACUCAGAGGGAACGGAGGCCCCGAGAGAGCCGGCCCAGGUCCCAGAGUGUCUCCAGCUUCCCUGUCCAGGGCUCCCUCCUCCUCCAGACUGGGUUGCUGGGCCCAGCCCCCUCCCAGAAGGUCAGGCCAGCUGGAGGGCUCUUUGGGGUGCAGGACCAGGUCGGGGUGCUCUGAACUGGGGACCAUCCCAGAGCAGGGCCCAGGUUGCAGCAGGAGGAGCUUCAGGCCCUCCCCCCCCCAGGGCCCCGCCAAUAGUCAACACGGCCGGUCGCCCCGCCCCACAAGCAGUCCCUCACAUUCCAGCGGCGGCUCCACGGUCCCCAGGCCCCUCUCCCCCAGCAGGCUGGUCUCCGAAGGAUGCGCACGCUUCACCCCUGGGCCAGAUGCUGGCCCCUCUGUGUGGCCGGCGUUGGGGGAGUCCUCAUUUGUGCCUUCCUUCUCCUGGGCGGCUGGAGACUCCCCGGUUUCCAGCAGAGUUGCCUUCAGGCCUGGGAGCUGGAGGAGGUGUCUUCCCACUUUGGCGCUGAUGCUGCCUGCAAAGGUCUCCGGAGACAGAGGCGGGCUGCAGGAGGCAUCCUGCACCUGGAACUGCUAGUGGCCGUGGGCCCCGACGUCCACCAGGCUCACCGGGAAGACACGGAGCGCUACGUCCUCACCAGCCUCAACAUUGGGUCAGAACUGCUGAGGGACCCGUCCCUGGGGGCUCAGUUCCGAGUGCACCUGGUGAGGAUGGUCAUCCUCACGGAGCGCGAGGAUGCUCCCAACAUCACGGCCAACAUCACCGCGUCUCUGCUGAGCGUCUGUGAGUGGAGCCGGACGAUCAACCCCGCGGACGACGCGGAUCCUGGGCAUGCAGACCUGGCGCUCUACAUCACCAGGUUUGACCUGGAGCUGCCCGACGGUAACCGGCAGGUGCGGGGAGUCACCCAGCUCGGGGGCGCCUGCUCCCCCUCCUGGAGCUGCCUCAUCACUGAGGACACCGGCUUUGACCUGGGGGUCACCAUCGCCCACGAGAUUGGGCACAGCUUGGGCCUGGAGCACGACGGCGCGCCCGGCAGCGGCUGCGGGCCCGGAGGCCACGUGAUGGCGUCCGAUGGCUCCGUGCCCGGCCACGCGGGCCUCGCCUGGUCAGCCUGCAGCCGCCGGCAGCUGCAGCACCUGCUCAGCGCAGGACGGGCGCACUGCUUGUGGGACCCGCCACAGCCGCAGCCUGGACCCGGACCGGGACCCGAGAGGCACCUGGGUGAGGCGCUGCCCGGCCUCUACUAUAGCGCUGACGAGCAGUGCCAUGUGGCCUUCGGCCCCGCGGCUGUGGCCUGCACCUUCGCCAGGGAGGACCUCGUGAGUCUGCCUGUGGUGGCGGUGGCACGGGACAGGCCAUCUGGUUGGUCAGCACUGCCCAGCUCAUGUCCCCUCCACGUGCACUGUGAGCACUUACUGGGUGCCAGGUGUGGCAGAGAGGCACGACCAGGGUCAGCUUGGUUUAGUGCUGUCCCUCACCUCUCCAAAUUCUUAAAAAAGUUUGAACAAAAUCUUACACGUUUUUGUUUGGGUCCCACAAAUUAUGUAACUGGUCCUGGCAUGGCCUUUGUGCCCACAGACUCCUGGCUGAGUGAGGACACCAAUCCUAAACAGCCACCAAGGGUUUCCCACCACUGGGCCUGGAGUCAGCAUGGAGGACUACCUGGAAGAAGUGGCCUCCAAAGUGAACCCCAAGCAGGAGUGUGGCUGGCGCCCCAUAAGACAGACUUCCAGGGCUGCACAGGCCAUUUGUGGGCUGCAGGCACCUUUGCCUUGGUGGUCCCCUCCCUCCACAAAACAACUAAAGAUUAUAUUUUGGACAUGUGCCAGGCUCUGUCCUGCCAUACAGACCCGCUGGACCAGGGCAGCUGUAGCCGCCUCCUCAUUCCCCUCCUGGACGGGACGGAGUGUGGUGCGGGGAAGUGGUGCUCCAGGGGCCGCUGCCUCUCCCUCCUGGAGCUGACCCCCGUGGCGGCAGUGCACGGGCACUGGUCUAGCUGGGGCCCCCUGAGCCCUUGCUCCCGCUCCUGUGGAGGAGGUGUGGUCACCCGGAGGCGACGGUGCAAUAACCCCAGACCUGCCUUUGGGGGGCGUACGUGCGUCGGUGCUGACCUCCAGGCAGAGCUGUGCAACACCCAGGCCUGCGAGAAGAGCCAGCUGGAGUUCAUGUCGGAGCAGUGUGCCGAGACCGACGCCCAGCCGCUGCACCUCUCCCCGGGCGCCACCUCCUUCUACCGCUGGGGCGCGGCCGCCCUGCACAGUCAAGGGGACGCUCUGUGCAGACACAUGUGCCGGGCCAUUGGCGAGAGCUUCAUCAUGAGGCGUGGAGACAGCUUCCUGGACGGGACCCGGUGUGUGCCCAGCGGCCCUCGGGAGGACGGGGUGCUGAGCCUGUGCGUGUCGGGCAGCUGCAGGGCAUUUGGCUGCGAUGGCAGGAUGGACUCGCAGCGCGUGUGGGACGCGUGCCAGGUGUGUGGAGGCGACAACAGCACCUGCAGCCCCCAGAACGGCUCUUUCACGGCCGGGAGAGCCAGAGAAUACGUCACGUUCCUGACGGUCACGCCCAACCUGACCAGUGUGUACGUCGCCAACCGCAGGCCUCUCUUCUCGCACUUGGCAGUGAGGGUCGGUGGGCGCUACGUGGUGGCCGGGAAGACAAGCAUCUCCCCCAGCACCACCUACCCCUCCCUGCUGGAGGACAGCAGAGUCGAGUACACGGUGGCCCUCACCGAGGACCGGCUGCCCCGCCUCGAGGAGAUCCGCAUUCGGGGACGCCUCCGGGAGGCCAUCGAGAUCCAGGUUUAUAGGCGGUACAGCGAGGAGUAUGGGGACCUCACACGCCCAGACAUCACUUUCACCUACUUCCAGCCUAAGCCGCAGCAGGCCUGGGCGUGGGCCGCCGUGCGCGGGCCCUGCUCGGUGAGCUGUGGGGCAGGGCUGCGCUGGGUGACCUACAGCUGCCUGGACCAGGCCAGGAAGGAGCAGGUGGAGGCUGCCCAGUGCCAAGGGAGCCCGCGGCCGCCGGCGUGGCCAGAGGCCUGUGUCCCUGCGCCCUGCCCCCCAUACUGGGUGGCUGGAGCCUUCGGCCCGUGCAGCGUCUCCUGUGGGGGAGGCCUGCGGGAGCGGCUGCUGCGCUGUGUGGAGGCCCAGGGCAGCCUCCUGAGGACCUUGCCCCCGGCCCGGUGCGGAGCAGCGGCCCAGCAGCCUGCCCCGGCGGUGGAACCCUGCAACUCCCAGCCCUGCCCUGCCAGGUGGGAGACGUCAGCCCCUGGCCCAUGCAUGUCGGCUGGUGGAGCAGGCCUGGCCUCGAAGAACGUGACGUGUGUGAGGAGGGUGGAUGGCUUGGAGGCUCCAGUGCCCUCGGGGCCCGGCUCCAUAGGAGAGAGGGCACCUGUUGCUGAGCUGGGUGCUGACUCCCUGGGGGAAGAGGCUCCCUCCCCAUCGGGCAGUGCCAGGCCGGAGGCUCAUGCGGGACACGUGUGGACCCGUGUGGCGGGACCCUGCUCCGUCUCCUGUGGGCGAGGCCUGAUGGGGCUGCGUGUCCUGUGCGUGGACUCCGCCCUCAGGGUGCCUGUGCAGGAGGAGCUGUGUGACCCGGCAAGCAAGCCUGGGAGCCGGCGGGAGGCCUGCCACGCUGUCCCGUGCCCUGCGCGGUGGCGGUACAAGCUGGCAACCUGCAGCGCGAGCUGUGGGGGCGGGGUUGUGCGGAGGACCCUGUACUGUGCCCGGGCCCAGGGGGAGGACAGUGCCGAGGAGAUCCUGCCGGAUGCCCAGUGCCAGGGGCUGCCUCGCCCAGAGCCCCAGGAGCCCUGCAGCCCGGAGCCCUGCCCACCCAGGGCAGUGGUUUCUCAACCAGGGACAAUUUUGCCUCCCAGGGGACGUUGGCCACUCCUGGAGAGAAUUUGUCACAGCUGGAGAAGGAGACUUGCUCCUGGCAUCCAGUGAGCAGAGGCCGGGUGCUGCUGAACACCCUAUACUACACGGGACAGCCCCGUGACGCAGAAUCACCCUGUCCCAAAUGUCAGUGGUGCCGAGAGUGGGGGGCUUGGUUCGGGUCACUGUCCAGGCCCACGGAAGGCACGGCUUUGAGAGGCAGCACCGCACGGUCCAGAGGGCAGGGAAGUGUCGCCAGCCUGGGUUCCAGUCAGGGCUCUGACAAAUGCCAGCAUUAUUAUGUAGGGAAUGACCGCAACUUACCACAAGCAGCACUGAUGGUUUUACGACCCUCUGGCGGCAGAUCUGAUUUCCAUUUCCCAGGGCCCCCCGGGCGGCUCUGUGGGGUGUUAGCAGGUGCUGUGUGAUAGAGGGAACGAAAGGGAGACCCCAGCUAGGGGAAAGCGGUCUCUUCCCUGCAGAGCCUUUCAGAACCGUCCUGUGCCAGUGGCCCCGUGAGUGGACGGGGGCCUGGGGCCUGCCCGGGCACUGUCUGAGGCCACUCGGGCAGGGAGCCUCUCUCUGG
This is a messenger RNA of Lemur catta (Ring-tailed lemur), 7654 nucleotides long. It is a transcript of the gene ADAMTS13, whose product is annotated as ADAM metallopeptidase with thrombospondin type 1 motif 13. Gene Ontology annotation, biological process: extracellular matrix organization; proteolysis. Gene Ontology annotation, cellular component: extracellular matrix. The record is from RefSeq and is a predicted model, not a curated record. The coding region runs from base 3532 to 7140 and encodes 1202 amino acids. Gene Ontology annotation, molecular function: metalloendopeptidase activity. NCBI's taxonomy places the organism in Eukaryota, Metazoa, Chordata, Mammalia, Primates, Lemuridae. The transcript is spliced from 24 exons.